AUGUCCUCAAGCCAGACGCCGCCGGCCCAGCCGAUCGACCCCGAGUGGGCCAGGGAGAGCAACACGGCCAUGAUCGUCGGGGUCACGGGCGGGUUCCACGCGCUCGCCCUGCUGUUCGUCGGCCUCCGCGUCUAUACCCGCAUGGCCAUCGUCAAGGUCAUGGGACGCGAUGACAUUGUCGUCGUCGCCUCCGUGCUCUGCGCCGUGGCCGGCAUGACCAUCUUCUCCGUCCAGGCCUUCUACGGCCUCGGCAAGCACUCCCUCAUAAUCCCCGAGGAGGACAUGGUCGUCAUGCGCCGGUCCAGCUUCUUCCAGUCCAUCAUAUCCUCCAUCGCCGGCCUGGCCCUGCUCAAGGUGUCCAUCGGCCUCUCCCUGCUCCGCCUCAGCCGGAGCACCUGGUACUCGCGGUCCCUGUGGGCGCUGAUAGCGUUCGUCUCGGCCUACAGCUUCAUGGCGUGGAUGACCUUCUUCUUCUUCUGCCAGCCCCUGGAGGGCUACUGGGACAAGAGCCUGAAGCCCAAGUGCUACCCCAUCACCCUCUUCAUCAAGUUCGGCCUGAUCAACACGGCCUUCAACAUCUUCACCGACGUCUGCUUCGCGACGCUGCCCGUGAGCAUCAUCUGGACGCUGCAGAUGAAGCUGAGGACCCGGAUCUACCUGAUCAUCGUCCUGAGCCUGGGGUACUUCGCGGUGGCCAUGGGCAUCAUCAAGUCUGUGUAUCAAAUCGCCUACGGGAAGGAUACGGACAAGACAUUCUACCAAAGCAUCCAGUUCUGGGAAUUCCUGCAGCUCAACCUCGGCAUCAUCGCCGCGUGCGCCCCCUCGCUGAAGCCGCUCGUCGGGCACGCCCUCAAGAUCUCGUCGGGCGACCGGUACCACGGCGAGCUGUACGAGAACCGGCGGCCGCGCGGGACCCGGACGACGACCAACACGUCGAAGCGGCGGCAGGGGUACAGGGUGCACGACAGCCGCGGGGAGUUCGAGAUGCACGACCGCCCCUUUGCCGGGUCGCCCGACGUGCGCCGCACGACCGUCGUCGACGACGCCUACGCCUACGAGAAGGACGGGAGCCGGGGGUCCGGGAGCGAGGACAUGAUCCUCAAGGACGACGGCGGGCGCGGCAUCAUGCGGACCACGGAGAUUUCGAUACAGCGGUGA
Colletotrichum higginsianum IMI 349063 is the source of this 1158-nucleotide messenger RNA. RefSeq names its product Integral membrane protein. Bases 1 to 1158 code for a protein of 385 amino acids. The record is from RefSeq and is a predicted model, not a curated record. Lineage: Eukaryota; Fungi; Ascomycota; Sordariomycetes; Glomerellales; Glomerellaceae. The transcript is spliced from 6 exons.